Molecule: messenger RNA, 1263 nt
Organism: Trichoderma virens Gv29-8
Lineage: Eukaryota; Fungi; Ascomycota; Sordariomycetes; Hypocreales; Hypocreaceae
Exons: 1
Coding region: 1-1263 (420 amino acids)
Molecular function (GO): protein binding
Source: RefSeq, a predicted model, not a curated record
AUGUAUCGGGGCGAUGGACAACUCUCAUCGCGCAACCGCCGAAGCCAGCGACUUAUUGAGGCCAGGACAUCUAAAAAAAGGCUUCAUUGUCCAAAUGAGUUCAUUCAUGCGACCAUAUUGACACUUCCCGUCGAAAUCCUCUUGCUGGUGAUAACUUACUUGCCAUCAUUAUGGCAGUUUUCUUUAGCUUUAACCUGCAAAUUUUUCUCAGAAUUAACUCAUCAAAGCACCAUGCCACGCCUUGAAGGGAGGGAUCUCAUUGAGUUUCUUUCAACGCUGCAAAGAGAUAUUCCCGACUUGCACUUCUGUUACUGUUGCAACAAGUUGUGUCCGCUUGAUUCGAAGCGCAAUUGGAAAAGUGAAGCCCUUUCAGAGACCGCUGGUGCUUUCUGGCAUUCAAACUGGUGGUCUAAUUCAUAUGACGACACACACAUCAGGCUUCCGGAUAUUUUUCGCCCCUUCAUGUUACGUUCUAAGAUUUCAUUCAUGGAAGCAAACUCAGUUAUGAGUAGGUAUUUCCACGGCCCCUCUCAUGGUAGAUCUCUUGAUAGUCUAGCACGAGACGAGUCGUUUGAGGAUGUUAUUGAACUAGGUAAAUGCAUCAGAUUUGGCAGGUUCCGCCAAAUCUCUAGAAGGUGUCGUCGUGCCAUCCAGGAAGACGUCGAUACUGAAAUUCAGCUUCCCAAACAAAAUCUGAAAAGUUUACCAAGGAAACAAAAUGCCUGGAGAUUUUCCUUUCGGUCUAGCCCCAAAAUCAUCGAUAACAUGCUCUAUAUUGCCAGAUUUUACACGAUAGUCGGACCAUGUGUAACUGAGGAGAAUCUUAAAAAAUUUCUCAAUAGUAUUUCGAUACCACUCUGCGGCCACCUCACUUUCUCGGCGAAUCCAUUAUGCUGCUAUCUUAUGAGCAGCUUGCCAAAACGCUACUUGCGCUCUUGUCCUUACAUAGUGCCUUAUUGUAAGGAUGAUAGAAAAGCGAUCGAAUUCGAUCCGGAGCAUGAUUCAUGCUUGCUAUGCAGUACAGAUUACGAUAUUUCACUCGACCGGGAAACCAAUAACGAAACAAACAUCAACAUUAGCAUUUAUCAUUGCCUUGGAGCAUGUCGGACUCCAGCCAACAAGCUUUGGGGCUACUUCGCAGGUUCCACCCCAUGUCCUACUUUCGAGGAUAGCCGUCAGGGCCGAGAACUCAAAUCUCGUGCUCAAGACUUAGGCCGCGGGUGUAACCGACGAAAAUGGCGCGAUACAAUGUGUUCAGAAUAG